Molecule: messenger RNA, 2097 nt
Organism: Phaeoacremonium minimum UCRPA7
Lineage: Eukaryota; Fungi; Ascomycota; Sordariomycetes; Togniniales; Togniniaceae
Product: putative checkpoint kinase 2-like protein
Exons: 4
Coding region: 1-2097 (698 amino acids)
Biological process (GO): mitotic DNA damage checkpoint signaling; protein phosphorylation
Cellular component (GO): nucleus
Molecular function (GO): ATP binding; protein serine/threonine kinase activity; protein binding
Source: RefSeq, a predicted model, not a curated record
AUGCUCCCGUUGAAGUUGUUAACACGCUUGCUUCACAAGGGCUCGCCUGCCGAACCAGAAGACUCCUACAAGCGGCCCCGCCGAUCCGAGCGUCUGUCCCAGCAUCGCGACCACGACGGCGCCGACAAGACCCCCGUAGACACCAACCGCCAGCUGCCCUCGCCCGUCACCCACCUCAGCACUGAGGAGACCGAGGGCCUCUACAAAGAAGCUACUGCCACGCCCCCCGAGGGCCCGGGCAGCCAGAUUACACAUCACCGAGAGAAUGGGGAGCCCUACUCGCAGACCCAGGGCUUCUCCUCGCCACCGCAAGACACACAGGCCUUUCCAUCCCAGCUCGUAGACCCAAACGCCGCACUUUCAGACGAAGUCGAGGAUGAGGUGAAAGAGGGCGUCUGGGGGUACCUCUUCCCCCUCGAUACAAGAUACGGCGGCCGGUGCGUAGUGAUGAGGAAGCGCGCCGCUUGCCCCAUUCCCAACACCGUUGAAGACAUAGUGCCCAAAAAGAAGGGCAAGAAGGCAUUGGAGGAGGAAGAGGCAGAGUUAGACAAGGCCAAGAUAGUAGGCAUUCCCGCGGGAGGCUACUUAAUAGGGCGUCAUCCAGAGUGCGAUGUUGUUGUCGACGAUCCGAUAGUAUCAAACCGUCAUUGUCUGAUAUUCACUGAGAACAAGGGAGAGGACACCGUCGCGGUUCUAGAAGAUCUAUCCAGCAACGGUACCUUCGUCAACGAAGCUAUUGUUGGAAGGAACCAACGUAGAGAGCUCGCCGAGCAAGAUGAGAUUGCGGUCCUAGACAAGGCUCGAUUCGUCUUCAGAUACCCUAGGAGCCGGACGACAAGUGCGUUUCUUCAGCAGUACACGCUGCUAGAGAAGCUUGGAAAAGGUCACUUCGCCGAAGUAUUCUUGUGCGUUGAGAAAUCAAGCGGUCAACGCUAUGCGGUCAAGAUCUUCACCAAGACGCCCGGUAUGGAAGAGCGCUCGAAGACAGAAGGUCUUCAACAGGAAAUCGCCGUCCUGAUGGGCGUAAGCCACCCGAAUGUACUAUGCUUGAAGGAUACCUUCAACGAGAGAAACGCCGUCUACCUGGUCCUCGAGCUUGCGGCGGAAGGAGAGCUGUUCAACUACAUUGUCAUGAAGCAGAAGCUCACCGAGAACGAGACUAGAAAGCUCUUUACUCAGCUAUUUCAAGGUGUCAAAUAUCUGCACGACCGUAACAUUGUGCACCGAGAUAUUAAGCCUGAGAAUAUUCUCAUGACAGACAAGGACUUACACGUCAAACUCGCAGACUUUGGUCUUGCGAAGAUCAUUGGCGAGGAGUCUUUCACAACCACAUUGUGCGGCACUCCAAGCUAUGUUGCGCCAGAGAUUCUUGCAGAGGGUAAGAAUCGCAAGUAUACCAAGGCUGUUGACGUAUGGUCGCUUGGAGUUGUGUUAUACAUCUGUCUGUGUGGCUUUCCUCCAUUCUCCGAUGAGCUCUACUCCAAAGACUUCCCCUUCACGCUCUCCCAACAAAUUAAGACUGCCCGCUUCGACUAUCCUUCACCAUACUGGGACUCUGUCGGCGAUCCAGCACUCGACCUCAUCGACUCCAUGCUCGUAGUCGAUCCCGAGCGCCGCUUCACAAUCGACCAGUGCCUCAGCCACCCCUGGAUGACCGCCAGCGCCCCAGGCGUCAACGAUAGCACCGGCGGCCUCGUCGGCGGCAUCGCAGGGCUCGAGGUCAACCGGCGCGGCAUCCCGCGCGAGCGCACCCUGCUGAGCUCCAUCAACUCGGUGCAGGUGACACGCAUCGCCGGCAGCCAGCCCGGCGAGCAGGCCGUCAAGGUCUACACCAAGAACCCCAAGGGCGGGCCCAAGGCCAAGUGGGCGGCGGCAGCGGCGGCGGCCAAGGAGGCCCGCCCGGCCGACCACCGCCAGGCCGGCGAGUUCAUGGAGAUGGGCGGCAAGGGCGACGAGGCGCUCUUCGGCACCGACGGCGACAGCUACUACAGCAAGAACGACAUCGUCGCCGCCAAGACGCAGAAUGGCACCAAGCAGCAGCAGCAGCAGCAGCAGCAGCAGCCAAACAAGGGCGGAAAGACGGGAAAGAAAUACUAG